AUGGACGCCAGUCGGGGCGACAACUUCUCGGAGGUGAGUUUCGCCGUUCUGGUUCCGCCGCAGGUCCCAAAAACCCGCGGCCCGUCGCUCGCGGCCGGGCGGCGAACACCCGGCGGACCGCCACGCACAACCCCGACGCGAGCGGUCCGCCGGUGCUAUUUGCGUUCAGGGCGCUCUCUCGCGGGAGCUCCGCCCUGCCCGGAGCAGGCGCGCGCCAGACGGCUCAUACCGCAAGCCGCCGAUGGCGAGAGCAUCGCGUGGAGCAGGGAGAGCGUCGCGGCGGAGUCGGCGCCGUCGUUGCGGCUUGACGUCGUGAGUGAGUCACCCGCGGCCCUCGAUGCGCAGUCGGGCAUCGUCUCCGAAACGGAGCCAGGCAAGAGCCCCGGCGGGAGGCACCGCCGGGCGUCUCCCUCCACUGGCCCCGAGGCGGACCUGCAGAGGAUGCUUGAGGCGACGGCGGAGACGCCGCUGCCCGGCCUCUACGUGCCGCGUGUCUCCCCAAGGCCCGCGGCGCCGCUUGCCACGGCGAAGACGACGACGCCGACCCCGUCGUCGCGCUACCACACUCCCACCAGUAUGCGCUUCGAGGUGCUCGACAACGCAAACCUGCACGGCGAGGAUGACGAAGCCGAGAGUCUGCCUACGGCGUUGCCUCCGCCGAAGCCGCAUCCCGUUGGUAGGUCCACGCCCGCAUUGCAGCCGGCUGUGAAGGCGACGAAAUUGAGGCUUGGCGGGGAUGCCGCUAAGGACGCGCCCGUCAGCCCGCGGGGCGGGAACACCGCGAGUGGCGCCGGCAAGACGGACGACGACGGCGCCGUAAGAGGCGGAGAGAAGCGCCCCGCCGCGCCGAGAAGGAAUGUUGCGACGUCGGCGCCGCCGGGGCGAACCGCCUUGGCCCCGGCGCCGGUGCCACUGCAGUCUGCGGCAACCUCCCUCCUCACCGAGGUGGGUGCGUGGAUGGAGGUGUUAAAUAGCGUGGAGGACGCAAACUGCUACAGGCUCUACUUGGGGAGCAGCGAGAGGGCCCUCCAAGGCACCCAGCGUGAGAUGGCGGCACUGCAGCGGAUGCAGCUGGCCGUGGACGCGGAGCUCCAGGCCGCCAAGGCGCGCCAACUCGAAAGCCGCGACGGCAGCCACGCAAGGCAGAGCCCUGCCGCUCAGGUGGGGGAUGUAAGUACUAAAGGCAGCGACGCCGCUGGGGGACGGCACACGGAGGAAGCGUGGCUCGCGGACGCGGAGGAGGAUGCGGAAAUAGCAGGCGAGGAGGAGGCGUGGCGAAUUGAAAAGGGCGAGCUCCUCGCAGAAAAGGCGCUGUUGCUGCAGAAGCGAAAGGAGUUGUGCUACCACCUGCGGCGGGGGACAAAUAUAAAGAACGUCGCCGCCCUGUCCUUGUCGGAGGGCAACGCGCGGAGCAAAGCCGACGGCUGGGCCGCCGAUGCCUCCCACGCGGAGGCGGCGUCGCACGCCAACGGCCUUGAAAUAAUUCAACUACGUCUCGAGCUGAAGGAGGCGCAGGUGCAGUUUCUGAAGCUUGUCGACUCGCAUCGAAUAAUGCAGGAUUCCCAGCGCACGCGCGCCAAGGAGUUUGCGGACGAGUUUGUUAGGCUGCGUCUCGCCGCCGCUGCGGCAAGGCAGGAGGCGGAGGGGCAUCGCGGCGCGCUGGAGGCCACGCUGCGCAGGUCCGAGGAGUUGCGGGGGAGGUGCCGGCAGAAAGACGAGGCCUCACUGCUGCUUCUGCUCGAGCAGCGCGUGGAGGAGGCGCGUGCGGCACUGCGAUCGCGCGAGGACAAGUUGGCGCGCAGUGACAGCCUUCGCUCACGGAGGUCGAGCGUCGGCCGCGCCCCAAGCGCAGGCUUAACGGCGCGUCGCUUGUCGGGUCCCGCGGGUGCCUUGACAGCCGCGGCGCUCCCCGAGAGGCGGACCUCGGCGGGGCCAACGCCCCCGCAGCGUGGGCGUGCAAUGAACUAG
Molecule: messenger RNA, 1968 nt
Organism: Trypanosoma conorhini
Lineage: Eukaryota; Euglenozoa; Kinetoplastea; Trypanosomatida; Trypanosomatidae
Exons: 1
Coding region: 1-1968 (655 amino acids)
Source: RefSeq, a predicted model, not a curated record